AUGUUAGCCGAUGGGAAUGCCGCGCGGAUGCGGCAGUUUGAUGCCAUUCAGAAGCUGACGAAAGCCGUGGACGCGUUGGUCGCGCGGCGGUACGCCGUGAACGAAAAGCACCGCAUGUUAGACCAGCUCGAGACCUUCUUGAACGAGUUCGAGCUCUGCGUGGGCUCGGCGGAGGGCCAGAUCCAGGAAGCUCGCGCCCAGUGCGUGGCCUUGCAGGCGCCGAAGGAUCUAAAAAGUCGAAUCACCGCGGGAAGCGAUGCGGAGGUGGAGAAAUUGUGGAAAAAUCACGGCCAGGCGAUGGCGGAUCAACUCGCGCGGCAUUCCGCGCGGCUAAAAACCCUCCAGGCGGCCCCCGCCAACCCCGCCCAUCCGGAACGUGUCGUGAAAUGA
Molecule: messenger RNA, 390 nt
Organism: Phytomonas sp. Hart1
Lineage: Eukaryota; Euglenozoa; Kinetoplastea; Trypanosomatida; Trypanosomatidae
Source: the annotation of a GenBank genome assembly